AUGGAGGCACUGAAAAUAUGGGGUCUGUCUUCAAAGCCAUUCGCUUUAAGACAUCUCCUUCACUUUGCCUCUUCCACCUCUUCCGUCACCACCACUAAACACUCUUAUUCCACUCUUGUCCUUCGCUGCUGCUCCUCCCCCACCACCACCACCACCACCACCACCACCAGACUUGCCGGCCGCAACCGCCGUAAGUCCUCCUCCUCCUCCUCCACUUCUGACCGUGAUGCCAUUCGUGCCCUUCGCUUGAAAAAGGUUGAAGAAUUGAGGAGCAAAGGACUUGAGCCCUAUGCCUACAACUGGGAUAGGACUCAUACUGCCAAUCAGCUGCAAGAGAUAUACAAGCAUUUAGAGAAUGGCGAAGAGUCGAAUAGUGAGAAUGAUCAAGUGUCCAUUGCUGGGAGAGUUGUUGCCCGUAGAGCUUUUGGAAAGCUUGCAUUUCUCACUCUUCGAGAUGACUCUGGGACAAUUCAGCUUUACUGUGAGAAGGAGAGGCUUCUGAAUGAUCAGUUUGAUCAGUUGAAAGCACAUGUUGAUAUUGGUGAUAUAUUGGGCGUGAGUGGCUCAAUGAAGCGCACAGAGAAAGGUGAGCUCUCUGUUUGCGUGAAUUCUUUCUCAAUUCUUACAAAAUCUCUGCUUCCACUGCCAGACAAAUAUCAUGGUCUAACUGAUGUAGAUAAGCGCUACCGUCAAAGGUAUGUUGAUAUGAUCUCAAAUCCUGAAGUUGCUGAUAUAUUCCGUAAAAGAGCAAGGAUUGUUUCAGAGGUUCGCAAGACAGUGGAAUCAUUAGGUUUUGUUGAAGUGGAGACUCCAGUUCUGCAGGGAGCAGCUGGUGGAGCAGAAGCUAGGCCAUUUGUGACAUAUCACAAUUCACUUGGAAGAGAUCUUUAUCUUAGAAUUGCAACUGAGCUUCACUUAAAGAGAAUGCUGGUUGGGGGAUUUGAAAAGGUAUAUGAGAUUGGCCGAAUUUUCAGAAAUGAGGGCCUUUCACCACGUCAUAAUCCUGAAUUUACGACCAUAGAGAUGUACGAAGCAUAUUCGGACUACCAGAGCAUGAUGAUCAUGGCAGAGGAAAUUGUUACUCAAUGUGCUCUUGCUGUUCAUGGCAAGCUUACGCUAGAUUACCAGGGUGUAGAGAUUUGUUUAGAGCGGCCCUGGAGAAGGGAAACCAUGCACAACCUUGUGAAAGAAGCCACUGCUAUUGAUUUCAAUGAGCUGGGUGAUGAUCUCAAAGUUGCUAAAGAUGUCACCUUGAGUACUCUUGGAUCUGGACUUGAAAGCAAAGACAAAUCUGCCAUUGCAGCUUGUUCUUCUGUUGGCCACCUCGUUAAUGAGCUUUUUGAAAUCAUUGUAGAGCCAAAGCUCCUGCAACCCACGUUUGUUUUGGACUAUCCUAUUGAAAUAUCUCCUCUAGCCAAGCCACACCGAAGGCACGCAGGCUUGACUGAGAGAUUUGAACUAUUCAUUUGCGGUCGUGAAAUGGCGAAUGCAUUUUCUGAGUUGACCGAUCCCAUGGAUCAGAGAGGACGCUUGGAAGAGCAAGUGAGACAGCAUAAUGAGAAGAGAGCUUCAUUUGCUUCAGAAGCAGAUGGAAGAAGCAAGAAAGACGAUGAUGAAUCGUAUGAAGUAACACUUGAUGAUGACUUCUUAACAGCUUUGGAAUAUGGAAUGCCUCCAGCUUCAGGAAUGGGACUUGGAAUUGACAGACUCGUGAUGCUUUUGACAAACUCUGCCAGCAUCCGAGAUGUUAUUGCUUUUCCCACCCUCAAGAUUCAGCAGUAG
Dovyalis caffra is the source of this 1782-nucleotide messenger RNA. Lineage: Eukaryota; Viridiplantae; Streptophyta; Magnoliopsida; Malpighiales; Salicaceae. The record is from the annotation of a GenBank genome assembly.